Messenger RNA from Diabrotica balteata, 2079 nucleotides. Lineage: Eukaryota; Metazoa; Arthropoda; Insecta; Coleoptera; Chrysomelidae. The record is from the annotation of a GenBank genome assembly.
AUGACACCAAAUUGGUCGGAACUUCUAAUAUUCUUAAUUUUCAUUCUACAAAUCACAACAAAUGCUACAGAAGAUUUGCUAGAUCAAUACGUCAAACAUGUGGAAAGUGUAAAUAGUAUAAAUUAUAAUUUAGAUAAAAGGUAUAAUAAAAAGUAUCAUCAUCCGAAAAGCAGAAGAAAACUUCACGGAUUUAACGAUAUUGAUGAACAUUUUAAAGAAAGUCAGGAAGACACCAUAUUCUUUGAUUUGCUUGACAGUUUUCCAAGCGAAAAAAGCGGCUCUAAACAGCCUGAAAAUGAUAGACAUUUUCUAAGAAAACUUAGUAGUGUAGAUAGUGUACCAGAAAGUUCAGAUAUAGAAGAUUUUGAUUUACUAUCUGAUAUAGACGAAGAAUCCAGGCAUAGAGAAAAAAGAGAUGCUUCGAAUGACAUUGUUUGGACUCAUUCGGAAACGUUGGAUAGAGAAGCAGAAAUGGUAUACCAUGGUGAAAACAGAGGUUACCAAAGUGCUCAUUUACUAGGUCCACCUCCUGUAGCAAAAAUGAGUAUUGGUCAUUCCAGUCAUUGGGAUGUCGUUUUUGAUGAUUUCAAGAUUACUAAAGAAGUAAGCACCAUGUACUGGUGCAAAGUGUUCAAAGCUCCAACAUUAAAUUCAAAACACCACAUAGUUGGAUUUGAGCCUAUAAUUGGAGAUAAACAUUCAAAUCUGGUACACCAUAUGGUUAUGCAUGAAUGUGAAUUGGAUGUUAAUGAAGAUGUCGCCAUAUGGGAACAAUUUUCUAAAGAAAAGGGAAAACCUUGCUAUUCUAACACGGCAUCUUUAUGGGAUAAGUGUUUAACACCUCUAGUUGCUUGGGCCAUUGGAUCAAAAGGCGAAAAUUUCCCAAACCAUGUCGGUGUACCUUUAGCAGAAAAGAAACAUUCAUUCUAUAUGCUGGAGGUUCACUUCGAUAAUCCAAAAAAGAAGAGUGGUCUGGAUACUUCGGGUUUAAGGCUACAUUACACUAGCGAGCUAAGAGAAAACGAAGCUGGUAUCUUGAUAACUGGUGUAGCGCCAUCUACCUUACACUUUAUUCCUCCUUAUCAAAAAGAAUAUAAGACUGCUGGAUACUGCAGCAUUGAUUGCACUAAAGAGGUUAUUCCAAAAGAAGGAAUUAAUGUGGUAUCAGUCAUGCUACACUCUCAUUUGGCAGCUAAGAAGUUAAAAUUAAGGCAUAUCCGAGCCAUGAAGGAACUAACACCAUUGGCUGAGGAUAACCGAUAUGAUUUCAACUACCAACAAUCACGUUCUUUAUCACAAGAUAUACCGAUACUUCCAGGAGAUGGUCUAAUAACGGAGUGCACUUACUCGACAUUAAACCGAAGCAAACCAACUUUAGGAGGCUAUUCGACCCAGGAUGAGAUGUGUUUGGCGUUUGUGUUACAUUAUCCCAGGACCCAGCUUGCUGGUUGCUACUCAAUGCCUCCUGUUAAAUAUUUCUUCGAAAAUCUAGGAAUCAAAGAGUUUUAUGGUAAAGAUAUGAACCAAAUUGAGAAAGCGUUACUAGAGGGAAGAAUCGAUGGGGAGCCCUCCACAUCUACGUUGAAUCCAUUUAUAACUAAGCCAGGCGAUGAAUUGUCGUCAGAAGCCAACCAUUUGGCUAUAGUUGCUCUCAAGAAUGCUAAAGAUUAUGUAAUUGAAGGUUAUCAAGAUGAGUGGCACGCUGUAUUUGAUAAGCUAGUUAUAAAAGAACCUCAAGAAUUUAGAAAUUUGACUUUUACGGAACAUUUGCAUAAUAUGCCCUAUAACGAGACGAUUUUUACCAAAACCAUGGAAAAAUAUUUCUACGAAGGAUUGCACUUGACUUUCUGCAGGAAGAGGGACGACACUCUAGCUAUUAAUGAACUUAUCGUGAAGCUUCCAGAAUUUCAGCAGUAUGAGAGGAGGGAAAAUAUCCAAUGUAGUUACAGAUCUAAGACGUCGUACACAACCCAGGACAAUGGAGCGUUUUCGUCGUCUGAAAAAAUGUGGAUAAUGACAAGACCUACCUUGACUUAUUAUUCGCUGUUGGUGUUACUAUUAGCAACUGGUUUUAUGUAA